GAAGAACUAAGGAUUCGCCUUAGAACCAAAGGUGAAACAGGCAGGCACGGCAUGCUCAGCGGAAUACAAAGCAAGUUUCAAGGUCACGCACGCCCUUAUGCUGGAUCAUCUCAAGUACCUGUACACUAACUUUACAGUUCGAGCUCCUCGCAAUAUACAAAGGUGAGCUGCACAAUAGCGAUAUGGAGCGAAUCAAGCUGUCAGGAGGACGAUUCAACUCUACCCUCGGCCUCAUUUUCACAUUUUGUUUUUUUGUACAACCCAGUCCGACUUCGAAUCUCGUUUCACCCAGCAGGCGGCGCGGGACGACUCAACCUCAUCCUGACAAUCUUCCCUGUGUCUCGACUGUGUCGUGUGCGCCUCCAUUCAAGGGAGUAUCAAUAAUUUCUUUAUGUCAUCGACUUUACGAUCGCAUAGAAUUGGCAUCUAUGGCUGCUCAGGAAAAGUCCAUGUUUGCGAUGUGCUUGGGAUCACACGACAUAGUCAACGUUGAAAGGUUGCGUGACGUCGUUGAAACACUGUCACUGCGGGGGCGUGUGGCUGAAGCUUGUACAGAAUGACAAGUCUGCCGUUGCAGUGCAAGGGUGUGUCCCAGCAGGGAUCGAUGAAUUGCGACUCCCCUGGACGACCUUGCAGACAGUCAUGGCGCCGUAAGCGAGCACUGCAUGAGUAUGCAUUCAAAGCUGA
Molecule: messenger RNA, 687 nt
Organism: Tilletiaria anomala UBC 951
Lineage: Eukaryota; Fungi; Basidiomycota; Exobasidiomycetes; Georgefischeriales; Tilletiariaceae
Exons: 1
Coding region: 183-560 (125 amino acids)
Source: RefSeq, a predicted model, not a curated record